Molecule: messenger RNA, 1804 nt
Organism: Hypoxylon fragiforme
Lineage: Eukaryota; Fungi; Ascomycota; Sordariomycetes; Xylariales; Hypoxylaceae
Exons: 2
Coding region: 332-1180 (282 amino acids)
Source: RefSeq, a predicted model, not a curated record
UCCCCUCACAUUCAGAGCCAGUUAGGACUUAGUCAUGGCGAUCUGCGCUGACCAAACAUCACUAUGAAUCCUUCCGAUGUCAUUUUCUGUUUAGUAUUAUUUUGAAAUAUUCACGAUCACCUGUGCAUAUUUGCAACCCAUAUGAUCUUAACGUCGUGUUUGUCAACUUCAAUCAGUAUUCAAAGGCUUCGUCAAGAGCGCAAUAUUAAGUGAUUUCCGAAGUAGCUUCGCCGCUUGAUAAUUUCCACCACAUUGAAUCUUUCGUACUCGUAGCUAUAGCCCGGAGGUCAGACAUCGUACACCAUCCAUAACAGUAUUGUAUUUCUUCGUAAUGGAUUGGCCACCUUCAUCAGCCGUUAGGCCCCCAUCUUUAAUUUCCACCCUCAAUCCAAAGUCCCAACCGGGCUCGCCCUUCAUGACAAGACUAGCCCCAGAGAUCCGUCUCAUGAUAUAUGAGUGUAUUUUCGGCUAUAGAAAUCUGCAUAUUUUCAUCUACGAGGAAAAGCUUGUCAGUCUACUAUGCAAGAAUCCAACUGCUAUCGGGUUCGACGGCCAUGAGAUCUGUAUUGGGAUGCCGAUGUAUCGAAGUCCGGGGAUGGAUUGGAACUCCGAACUCCUUCAAGACCGACCAUCGUGUAGAGAAAAGCCCUAUAACAGCUCUAUCUUGGCGACCUGCCGCGCGAUAUACUUAGAGUCGGUCGACAUCCUGUACAGGAAACAAGUCCUCCACUUCAGCAACCUAAUCUCCAUCGCGGUGUUCCCGCGCGCCAUAAUCCCCCACCACCUCGACGUGCUACAGCACAUCAAGCUCUCCCUGGCUCUCUUCAAACGCGGCGACAUAAUACAUGCUUAUUUCAACAACGCCUUCAGCCGAAACUGGCAGGGCUGGGAUGAGGCCAGCGCUGCCGGCGACACGCCGUGGCAGUGCACGUGGAACGCCAUCGCCGAGUUGCGGGCGCUGCACACCUUGUCGGUGACGCUCGAGGUCAGCCCCGAGGACCACGAUGCGCUGUGGUCGCGGUCCAUGCCUGCGGACUUUGAGACGCUGCUUUUCCAGCCGAUGAGGCAGGUCGUUUGCGAGGACUUCACGGUGAGGGUCAAUUGGCCGUGCACGGGAAAUAUGUUUGAGGGUUGCCCGUUUCGAUUAGAGCGCUUUGGAGAUGCGGAGAGAGAGACGUAGGGUUAAGCAUUGUGGCGUUUGGGGGCCGAUAUCUCGGCUCACACGAGUUCAUUCGGGGAGGCUCUGUAGUAGGUCCCUACCUACUUAAUUAAGUAUUGAAUCGUUGGGGGUAAUGUAAGACGGUAUUCUGCCUAUCGCAUGUAAUAUUCUCAUUCUUAUCACACUAUUGGGUGAUAGAGUAGUAAUCGUAUCCUCCGAGUUGGAUAGUCUGAGGAUCAAGGCUCUGAUAAAUUGAAAAUGUAGCCCCCGCGAUGGUAACCACUGUAACUGUGUCUGUAGGAUGAGGCAGCAAUGCUCACUAUCCUACCUACGUAUUUACCGGGCAAUCCUGGAUAUGUCAUCGGUACCGACGUUGUAGGACUCGGCGGAAUGCGGAAUAAUCCUUAGCUACUAGGUAAUCAAUGCUUACCUGGGUGCCUAAAUAAAGUGAGCAGAGACAAAAGGAGGCGGCUCACAGCUGCUCUCUCUCCCACAUUCACUCGGAGCCGGAGGGUACAACAUAUCGACAUCUCCAAUUAGCGUAUAUCCAAUAGGAGAGCGAAGCGACCGCCACACCGGCUCACUAAGACUCUACAUAUGUAAGCUACACUAUUCAAUCUGCCUGGGUAGGUAGGUUACACUAUU